Messenger RNA from Vespa crabro (European hornet), 6829 nucleotides. It is a transcript of the gene Oatp74D, whose product is annotated as solute carrier organic anion transporter family member 74D. Lineage: Eukaryota; Metazoa; Arthropoda; Insecta; Hymenoptera; Vespidae. Gene Ontology annotation, cellular component: membrane. The coding region runs from base 1985 to 4219 and encodes 744 amino acids. The transcript is spliced from 15 exons. Gene Ontology annotation, biological process: sodium-independent organic anion transport; transmembrane transport. The record is from RefSeq and is a predicted model, not a curated record. Gene Ontology annotation, molecular function: protein binding.
UACUAAUAGAAGGGACACGCGUGCGCGAGAGGAGGAGGCGAGGAGUGAGAUGGAGGAAAGAGAAAGAAAGAAAGAAAGAAAGAAAGAAAGAAAGAGAGAGAGAGAGAGAGAAAAGAGAGAGAGAGAGAGAGAGAGAAGGGGAGGCAGGUCAGGGCAGGCUGACAGCAAGUCGACGUUCGAUUUCAGUCGAAAGCGAAAAGCCGUCAAGUCCGUGCACGGUCGCCGGACUCCCGGCUUGUUCGCGAACGUGCGCAUGCUUAACGUCUCCGUGUCGCGUCGUCGUCCUCCGCGCGUCCAAAUGUCAUACGAGUGCUGCGGCGACGGCAAGGUCGCCGGCGACAGUAUCGUCGCCGCCCUCUCGGAGCUCUUUGCUUUCUCGCCGCUCACUCUUUGCCGCGAGAUCGUCCUGGCCCUGAGCUCAAGCGGCAUUCUUCCUUCCUCCUCUUUUUCCUCCUCCUCUUCCUCCUCCUCCUCCUCCUCCUCCUCUUUUUCCUCCUCCUUCUCCUUCUUCUUCUUUUCGUCGUCCUCCUCCUCCUCCUCUUCCUCCCUCUUCUUUUCACCUUCGUCAGAUUCUUCUAAAUCUAACUCUACAUCUAACUCGACCUUCUGUAUUCCCUCUUAUUUCUUAUCCAACAUCGACAAUCUCUUCGUUAUCGUCACGUCCUUGCUUCUUGGCUUCGUCCUUGUCAUCGUCCUCGUUCGUUCUCUUUGUCGUCGUCAUCGUCCUCGUUGUCGUCGCGCUGUCUAGAGAUCAUAGAGUCCAAGCAAAUACACAGCACCACGGGGUACGACUGAUGGCCUAUCAUCGCCGCCAUUUUUUUAUCCCUUCUUCUUUUUUUUCUUUUUCUUCUCUUUCUUGUUUUCUACUACUAUCAUCGUCAUCGUUAUUGUCAUCGUCAUCGUCAUCGUCAUCAUCAUCAUCAUCACCACCAUCUCCCUCUUACUUUUCACCUAUAAUCACUCUUUCGUCAAAAUAUGGCGACCAUUAUUUCUAGUCCUUAACGAUGCAGCGCCUCUAGCUUGAAACGUUCGUUAGAUGGCGCCGCCAACUAACUCUCCUUACCUCAUUGGCUAAUCAUUUACAUACAACUUACCGCGCGAUUCGUAACGUAAACCAGUAUUUAUUUUCAAACUUUGUUCUUUCAUUCUUUCCAUCCUUCCUUAUGCUUUAUUUAAGUUCGAUUAUAUAUUUCUUCUUUUACAUUGUUAAGUUUAGAAUUAAUUAGGAAUAAUAAUAAACGAUUAGCUUAGAUAAAAGGAAUAUAAACAAAACAAAAAAAAUGAUAUUGAUUAUAUUUUAUAUGUAGAUCGAUUUCAUCGUGCGCGCGCGUUUACAUUCCCGCUGACGUCAUCGUCGUACUAUUUGCUUAUUGGUUAAUUUCCUUCGUAAACGUAUUCUUUCAAAUAUGUCCGCGUUUCGGUAAUACGGAGGAGACAAUCGACGAGAUCUUAUCAGAUCAAAUAAUGUGAGAAUCAUCGUAUUAAAAUCACGUAUAAAGUAUCGAGAAGGGAAGUAAACAAGAGAGAAAGAGAGGCAAGUUCCUUUCGCUUAGAUCACGAUGAUCUUAAUUAAUACUAAGAAUCGAGAAUAUUGGCCUAUGCACUAUGUUACUUCGUCCGAACGUCUGCUGCCUUUAAUUCCUCCGGCAAAUUUAUGGUGUAUUCUUUCCUCGUCAAGGACGAGCGAUGUGGUGUGCAUCGUACGUGGAUGUUACACAUUUGCUUCGAACGAAGAAUACAGCAUCGAGACGCGAAUGUCCGAUCGUUCCACGUAUUUCAGUGUUUCGUAAAAGUUUCUGUGUUUUUGAAAGGCGUCAACGAUCAACUAGCACGUUUUCCUCCGAUUGUUCAGAUCAACUCGAUCGAGAAGGUGUCCUAGCAAGAGCAAGAGAAACGAUUACUGCGAGAAAGAGGAAAAGGAAGGACGAAGAAGAAAAAGAAGAAGAAAAAGAAGAAAAAGGAAGAAGAAGAAGAACCGAGGACAAUGGCGGGUGAGGACACACAGAUUCUGGCGAAUGGUACCGUCGAGGCUCUCACGAUAAUACCAGCAAAGAUGGCCAAUGGGAACGGCCUUAUCUGUAGCAAGCAUAAUAACAAUGGCUCAAUACCAAAUGGGAAGCUACAUGAGAUCGGAGCUGCCGAGAAUGGGAAGCUGAUCGUUCCUGACGAAAAAUCGAGCAGCCUUCACACGGAAUUCGAUGACGCUGAUGUUUCCUGUGGUUGGGGUCCAUUAAGACCUCAUUGGUUGCAAUAUUUUGCCACGAAGCAGGCCUUCUUAGUCACCUUUUGCAUUACCUGGGUCCUUCAAGGCAUGUACUAUACGUAUUUCGUCUCGGUAAUCACAACGAUCGAGAAGCUCUUCCAAAUCCAAUCGAAAACGACGGGUAUCAUAAUGUCUGCAACUGAAAUCGGCCAGAUAGGUUCGUCCCUUCUCUUAACGUAUUACGGCGGCCAAGGUCACCGGCCUAAGUGGAUCGCCUGGGGCAUGAUCCUCUUUGCCGUGAGCUCCUUCACCUGCUCGAUGCCUCAUUUCAUCUUCGGCGAACAGCUGAUCCAGCAAAACGAGAUGCUUUUCAGCGGCGUCGGACCUGCCGGGGAAUCAGAUGGACCUAACAAUACUGAUCCAGUUCCAGCAAAUCUCUGCAAGUUGCAUGAACGACCAGAGAACAAUACGCUCGAUGAAUGGAUCUUGGGUACAACGGCACCACACGGUGAUUCGAUCGAAUAUUGCGAAGGUGACUUUCUAACAGAGCAAAGGAUACAAAGCAAAAUAACGGCAGUAGUCCUGGCAAUAUUUUUUGUCUCUUUGCUCGGUGUUGGAAUGGGUCAAACAGCCGUUUACACUCUUGGCAUACCAUAUAUCGAUGAUAACGUUGCCAGCAGGGAAAGUCCCUUGUAUUUCGCAAUCACAAUCGGUGUUAGGAUUCUGGGACCGGCGUUAGGUUUCAUCCUUGGAUCACUUUGCACGAUGCUUUACGCGGAUCUAUCUGUAAAUCCACAAAUCACGCCUACUGAUCCAAGAUGGGUCGGUGCGUGGUGGCUUGGUCUGGUGCUGAUAUCCGCGAUGCUGAUGUUGGUCAGCAUAGGAAUGUUCGCCUUUCCUACGCGUUUGCCGACGAGCAGAACACCGCCGAAACGAGCGGAUGCCAAAAAACCUAGUCUAAGAGAUUUUCCAAAAGCAGUUAAAAGGCUGCUAAAGAAUGACAUCCUGAUGUUCAGGACAGCUAGCAGCGUGCUGCACAUCCUGCCAAUUGCAGGACUUUACACAUUCUUACCAAAGUACCUCGAGAGCCAAUUUCGCUUGCCAGCUCAUCAUGCUAACAUGAUAUCAGGUGUCGGUGGUAUUCUAGUUAUGGGUCUGGGUAUUAUUAUCAGCGGAGUGUUCAUUCUAAGAGCGAAACCAAACGCUAGGUUCGUUGCAGCUUGGAUAGCUUUCACAGCAGUCGUUUAUGCUAUCGGUAUGGGCGUAUUGAUGUUCAUUGGUUGUCCGAUGGACGAUUUUGCUGGUCUUGUCUCGCACUCCGAUGGAAUAUCGAGCUUCGAGCCAACCUGCGAGGCUAGCUGCGACUGCGAUCGGAACAAGUUCAGCCCGAUCUGUGGCGCGGAUGGCAAAACGUACUUCUCCGCGUGUCAUGCUGGCUGCUCGAAUUACACGAUAGCGGACGGGAAAGUGGCAUCGUUUUAUAACUGCCAGUGCAUCGGGCAGAACUUAACGAUGCCGGAAACGACGAGCACAGCGACGAUUGGUUACUGCCAAUUGGAAUGCAGUAAUUUUUGGGUCUACAUGAUUCUCUUCUCGGUGUUCGUUUUUAUUCACUCAACGAGCGAGGUUGGUUCCAUGUUACUGAUAUUACGAUGCGUGGAUCCACGGGACAAGGCCAUGGCCCUCGGUCUCAUACAAUUUGCUAUUGGCUUGUUUGGUAACGUACCAUGUCCAAUCGUAUACGGUGCUGUUGUGGAUUCAGCGUGUCUUGUGUGGGAAUACGCUUGUGGUGAACGAGGCGCCUGUUGGCUCUACGACUCAAAUGUCUUCAGGAUGUUUUAUCACGGCACGACGGGUGGAAUCCUUGUGAUGGCCUUCAUCGUGGACAUAGUUGUGUGGUACAAAGCCGGUAGUAUAAGUUUCGUUGAGGAACAGGAAUGUGAAGAUGGUACAGCCGAAGAAAUGGCCACUUUAAAGUCUCAGGACGCGCAAAACGUCGAUAAUGAUUAUCUGUGAAGGAUAUACAUACAUACAUAUAUAUAUACACAAAGACCCACAUAUAUAUAUAUAUUUAUAUAUAUACACAUAUAUAUGGGUAAACAUAUGUAUAUAGUCUCGAAACGAUGUAUAUAGAGGGGUAUAUAAGGCGUUCUAGUGUGAAAGGUGUUCAACCCUUUAAACACGAACGAAGUCGGUGUGUGAUCGAGGUGAAUUCGCGGCUGUCGUCCUUCGAGCUGUCCUACUUGACAACGGAUUAUUCUAGUCUUUCAUCGAAAAGGACGAGUCAGCGACAAAAAAAAAAGAGAAUCCCUCAAAUUCUCUUUCUGAAGAAGAAGAAGAAGAAGAAGAAGAAGAAGAAGAAGAAGAAGAAGAAGAAAAAGAAAUCCUCUCCGAGAUGAACCGGCCAACGAUUCUCGACCAACGAUUCCAAAAAUCUUCCUUUAUCUUCUUUUCUUUUUUUUUCUUUUUUUUUUUUUUAUAUACAUAUAAAAAAAAAAAAGGAGAACGAAUCUAAGAAACGGGAAAAGUGUUACGUAGAUCGUGAAGAUGAUUAUCCUGCGAUUUUCAAUCUUCUUUUAAAGAAAAAAGAAAAUAAAUCAGCCAUCUUUGAAGAAAGAAGGAAGAAAAGAUUGAGUCUCGAUAAAUGAGGAAACGUACAUACAUAAUAUGUGCGAACAUACAUGAAUAAUUAAAUUACGCAGGAUAUAUUAAAUGAACGAUGGAAUGGAGAAGAUGACGAGCGUAGUGAACGACCACGUGCCAAUAUAUUAUGUUAUUAUAUAUUUCCCGCGUUUUUUUAAAGAACGUCUCGGUACAUAAACGCACGUUGUUUUAAUCAACGAUAUUUUUCAUGAUUUGCAUUUUACAAACGCACUUUUAGUACUUUCUAAAGAGAGAAAAGAAAAAGAAAGAAAGAAAAAAAAUUUAAUUGAAUUAAUCCUUUGCACUUCAUAAAUAGAAAUCACUAUGACGAAAUCCAUGAUAUAUCAAAUAAAAUUAAUCUUUACCUCAUACUGGCCAGAUAGAUCUUUUCUUUUAUCUUUUAUUCGAUGAAAGAUAUUCUUUAAUUUUCAUCAGUGGUACCCCAGAAAAAUGAAUUUAUAAAGUUGAUAAGUUAUAUUUAAAAAUUGGCUGGAAUGCAAAGGAUUAAAUUAAAUUAAAUUAGAACUGCCGAACUUAUCCUCGCAGAUUGACCCAUAUAAUAUAUUAAUCGAUAUAUUUACAAUUUAUCAACAUUUUAUGCUUCCGCCAAGUAUCAACGGAAAUUAUUAACAGACUGACGGACGUUAAGAAACGUUCGCGAAACGAAACACGGCCUAAUUGAGGAAAAAAAAAAAAUCUCGUAAGAUUCUCUCCUCCACCGUUUUAGUCCCUCUCGCCAUGGGUGAAAAAAAAUUGAACAUGUGUAUAUAUAUACAUAUAUAUAUAUAUAUAUGUUUAAAAUAAUAAAAUUAAAAUGUGCCGAUAAUCGUAAACCCGAUAGAAUCCUCGAAGAAAAAAAUUGAUAAUAUAUGUAUACAUAUAUGUACUAUAUACGCAAUGGGUGGCAUAUUGAUAAAUCCUGUAGCGAGCUGAUAGGACGUAUCCUAUAUGUGUAUGUUCCUCCUUUGUGUAUUUGUAUAUAUGUAUAUGUAUAAUAUUUUAUGUAUAUACGUAUGUAUAUAUAUACAUAUAAAUAUAUAUAUAUAUAUAUGUAUAUAUAUAUAUCAUUUCGUUCCAAAGUUCCAACUCAUAUAAAUGCCCUCUUGAAGAUUGAAACGUAUGUGUACAUAUGUAUAUGUAUAUGUGAAAAUACGUCUAUAUUUUUUUUCCUUUUUUUUUAUUAUUAUUAUUAUUAUUUCUUAAAAAUAAUAUAAUAACGUCGCAAUAUCGAGGGCAAUCUUUUAAGCUCAAUCUAAUUAGUUCCUGGUACGAAAUCGAAAGGAUUAUUUAAAAAAAAAGCACAUAAAAUUUAAUUCGCGCUCGAUGUAACGUCGAUAAAUGCGCGUCAUCUAUCUCGUACCCGAAGAGAUCUAAUUAUUAAUUAAUUAUAUUACAGGAGUAUGUACAAAAUAAUAAUACUUUCGUACAUACAUAAAUACGUACGUAUGUAGAGUGAAAUUUGUUUCAUUCAUAGGACAAUCCAUUAAAAGAACAAAAAACUAAGAAAGAAAAAUUUUUAAUCGAAUGCGAUAGAUAUCGUUUGCGAAAGCGAAAAUUUACAAACAAACAAAUAUAUAUAUACUAAGUUAAGUCUUUAACUUUUUGUGAGUCGUAUACACAUCACACACAUAUACACCAAAUAUCAAUAUAUUGGAAGAAAUAAACAUCACACAAAUUACGUAUCACAAAGUAUUAACUUACAAAAAUGAAAAUAAACGGAGUCUCGGGUACGAUUGCAUCCAGCUUCUCCAUAUUGCAUUUUAUUCGCGUAUCGAAAGAAAAUAAAGAAACGAAAAGAAAAAGAAAAAAAGAAAAAAAAAAGAAAAAAAGAAAAUAUUUAAUAUUAUUCUCGACGAACAUAUUCACAUCACAAAUAUUUUAUUACAUAACCAAUUCCAUCUCGUAUAGUGAGAAAAUAAGUUAAAAGAAAAAAAAAAAAAAAAAAGAAAGAAAGAAAGAAAGGGAGAAAGAAAAAAAAGUAAA